AUGUUCGGUGAAUCUGACUCGGAGAGUCCACGGGUGCCCUCCCCAUGGGACACACUCACUUCCGUACCUCCAACACCCACACAUAAUGAAAUCCUUCGACGAGGAAUACCGCAGCUAGUUCCAGAAAACGAAGAGGGUAAUGUAGAGUACAAACUUCAUCUCCUUUCUCCUUCCCCCUCUCGCUUUACCCGCCUCGUCACACAACUCAAAUGGCGCCUUCUAGAAGGCGGUGGACAGGCGUACUAUGAGCUUGGUGUUGCCGACUCUGGCGUACUCAUAGGGCUGGAGAGGCGGGAGAUGGAGGAAACAUUGGGUACCCUAGAAGAGAUGGCUGGCGAGAUUGGUGCUAGCGUUAUAGUGGUGAAGGAGAUUGAGGUGCCAGCGGAGGUGAGCGGAGUUGUCGAAAGCUGGGGCGGGGAUGAAAGCAGGCGAAGGAGACGGAGGCAAAUGAUAAAUGAGGACUCAGAGACGACAGCGACUACGGAGACCGAACUGGAGACUACCGAUGCGGACGAUGAUUUUUCAACAACAAGCAGCCACGUGGAAGUGUUUUGCAUGGAAAAUGAGGAAGUUGACUCGUUAUCAGACUGUGCGGCACUUACCCUGGACCUCGAGAUUGCGACCGUGUAUAAACCUCGCCCAUUCCGCCGCCGUGUUGCGAGCACCAUGCCAGGCCACUCGGAUAGGCGCAAAGGCAAGGGCAAGAAACCUAAGCAUUUGCUUGUGCACACCCACCCUGUACACUCAACUGAAAUGCAAGCCCACUCAAUGACUGGUAGCAAGCAAUCCAAGCGCCGUGCAGCCAGAGACAAGCGACGUGAGGCCAAGCGUGAUCCUCAUCCAACCAUUAACACUGAGGAAAUGGGCGAGCUGGUUUCAGGCCUAGAAUCCUUUCAUGUCACACUUGAGCCUGAAGGCCUGUGCGUGGCAUUCGUGCCUCCCGAAAUCGAGUCCUCAGUGCAUGACAACGCUCAAAUUAUCGAAGUAUGCUCUGGGUCACCCUCUUCUAUUUUUGCGGAAACAUAUUGUCAGCCCCAACCCGUUGCAAACGAGUUGGCCUCCCCACCUGAGAUCACGCUGACUCCGUCCAAAUCUCCUACUUCUGAGAUCGAGACGGCACUGUCAGAACCUCGGCUCAUCGUCGAGGCGCUUGUUGUUCGAAAAAUGUCACUGGAAGAGGCAUUUUUAGACUUUGGAGGAUUUUCAGCGUGUUGA
Messenger RNA from Suillus plorans, 1215 nucleotides. RefSeq lists its product as uncharacterized. Lineage: Eukaryota; Fungi; Basidiomycota; Agaricomycetes; Boletales; Suillaceae. The record is from RefSeq and is a predicted model, not a curated record. The transcript has 4 exons. Bases 1 to 1215 code for a protein of 404 amino acids.